Messenger RNA from Menidia menidia (Atlantic silverside), 1762 nucleotides. Lineage: Eukaryota; Metazoa; Chordata; Actinopteri; Atheriniformes; Atherinopsidae. The record is from the annotation of a GenBank genome assembly.
CCUCAUGUCGUAAAAAAAUGCCCAGGAGAUGGCAGCAAAACUCCGACCGAAGCUGUCGUUGAACUCACAGCCGAAGAAGAACAGACCGGAAGGCGAAGCCGCGCAGUUUUAUGACAUGUACCCAAACAAGUGUGGACGCUUCAUGUUUGGGCUGUACAACCUCAGACCGACCUCCGUGUGCGGACUGGUCCGCGGGGCCACGAGCCGGAGCGGCUUCAGCGGGACCACGGUGUGCCAGAGGCGGCCGCGGAGGACCGGCCGCCUGGACAUGGAGUUGCGUCCCAGCGGCGUCCGGUCAGUCUCCCACACCACGGUGGACCCUGCCGAGGUCAGGAGGUUCCACUCGCUGGCCGGCAAGUGGUGGGACGAACAGGGGGAGUUCGGUGCUCUUCACGCCAUGAAUGACCUGAGGGUGCCUUUUGUACGGGACAAUCUGCUGAACGUGCACAGAGCGCACCAUCCAGGAAAACCACUGGCAGGACUGAGAAUCCUGGAUGUGGGCUGCGGGGGAGGCCUUCUCACAGAGCCCCUGGGCCGCCUGGGAGCCAGCGUGCUGGGUGUAGACCCGGUGGAGGACAGCAUCGCCACGGCCCGGCUGCAUUCGUCACAUGACCCGGACCUCGCCGACCACGUGGCCUACCGAGCCUGUACCCUGGAGCAGCUCGCGGCUGAAGGAGAGCAGGAGGAGCACGGAGGGGCCCAGUUUGAUGCUGUGGUGGCCUCUGAGGUCGUGGAACAUCUGGCCGACCUAGAAAUGUUUGCUCUGAGCUGCCAGAACGUGCUCAAGCCAGGCGGCUCGCUCUUCAUCACAACUAUAAAUAAAACCAACCUGUCAUACGCGCUGGCUAUUGUGGCCGCCGAGAAGCUGCUACGCAUCGUUCCCAACGGGACACAUGACUGGGAGAAGUUCAUCAGCCCUGUGGAGCUGGAGCGCCUCCUGGAGUCCAAUGGCUUUUCAGUGCAGUCUGUUCAAGGAAUGCUGUACAACCCGUUAUCCGGAGCCUGGAGCUGGACGAACAGCACCAGCAUCAAUUACGCCCUCCACGCAGUCAAACGGAGUGAGGAGGACGGCAGCUCCCACCCAGAGGAUCACGCCGCACACAGCUGAGCCGCGCCGAAACAAAGGCUCGCCAGGAAAGAAAAAACACGGAUUCAGCUGUCCAGAAGUAGUCCUGAUGUCCCAUCGGCCGGCACACAAGGCUGAUUUUAUUUAAGGGAAGAGACAAACAGCCUCCAGACUGAGUUGGACGUGGUCCACAGAUGUCGAGCCACAAUUGCAUUAAGAUUUCUCUGUGCUGCCUUAGUUUUCAAAUAAAUGCUGAGGACUAGAUAAAUGGCACUUGUUUAGACUCUCGACUGUCAGUUAAAGCAGCCUUAUAAUAACCACAUGUUAUCUGGGUUAUUGUUGUAAUCAUUUACAGCUAAAACUGCUUUUUGUCUUCUCUCUUGUUUUGCCACAUUGUUCAUGAAAACUGACCACCCAAAAUGGGCCUCUCCUUUAUCAGAGCAGGCAGCAGUGGACAAACCUAAUUUAUUUCCCCUUCGGCCGCAACAAAAUAUGGUUGUAUUCAUUUCCAUUUUUAGAAGCUAAAGCCAUGUGAGUUGUCCAGCUAGAGAGAGGUGGGGGGGGGUCACUUCCUCUGGGAUUAUAAUGGGUCUCAUGUGGAAUUAUUAUAUAACACAAAUCUCUCCCAGAGGCAGCAAAUAAGUCACGCUUGUGCGACGUUCUUAAAGAGACCCACGACAUGCCCACAAAAAAUAA